Acyrthosiphon pisum (pea aphid) is the source of this 3283-nucleotide messenger RNA. RefSeq names its product pollen-specific leucine-rich repeat extensin-like protein 3. The transcript has 9 exons. The record is from RefSeq and is a predicted model, not a curated record. Gene Ontology annotation, biological process: mRNA 3'-end processing. Gene Ontology annotation, molecular function: RNA polymerase II complex binding. The coding region runs from base 107 to 3163 and encodes 1018 amino acids. NCBI's taxonomy places the organism in Eukaryota, Metazoa, Arthropoda, Insecta, Hemiptera, Aphididae.
AAGACAUACGCAGUCUAUGUGUUAAUAAUAUUGUAUUAUUGAGUAUGAUUCGAGAGUAUUAAUAAUGUUGGUUUCUUGUUCAACUGAGUACUUUUGAGAUAUAAACAUGGUUGAAUAUUCAGAUUCAGAAUUCAAAAAAAAGCUUAAGUUCUUAACAGUCUCACAGAAAGCAAUUCAAUCAUUGUCUACAUGGUGCCUUGAACGACAUGAACAUUACAAAAGCAUAAUCACUAUCUGGUCAAAUACUAUUAAGAAGGUGAAGAUCAAGAAACGUUUGCUUUUGUUUUAUUUAGCCAACCAUAUCAUACAAUACAGUAAGAGACAGAAUUACAAGUUUGUUGAUAGAUGGAAAAUUGCUAUUCAAAAAGCCAUCCCUUAUGUCAGAGAUGAAGAAAUACUUACUCAAAUUUUAAGAAUUAUUAAAAUUUGGAAAGAACGACGUGUAUAUAAUCAUAGUUAUUUAGCUGAUUUAACUGGCUUGUUAUCUACUCAAAAUCAGAAAUUAAAAUUAGCCAAUCCUGUACAAUGUUGUCAAGCAUGUUUCAAAAACGUUGGAAAAGUGAAACUUCUAGAGAAGCAAUUGAAAUCCUUGAUUGGUUCUAUGCCAAAAGAUUGUCGACUGCAUUCACCUGAUAUUAUGCAGUCAUUCUCUUCAACAUCUUCUAUGUCUAAUAAAGACUUAAACAUACAUAAUAUCAAUUAUGAUACUGUAUUAAACUCUGAUGACAUUGAUAGCAUUAAUGAUACUGAUAUUGAUGUACCCACUAUAAUUAUCAAUAAUAUUAAGUCAUGUAUUACUCCUGAAAAUUCUAUAACUGAACAAGAAUUGUAUGACCCAGCUUCUGUGAGUAUUCCAGCGAUGGAAAUCGAAGAUCAACAAUCAUUAACCAUCCAGUUUCCAGAUACUCCAUCACCGCCUCCAGAUGAGACUUUUAUGAAUAACAAUAAUAAAAGUUCUAUAGAAUGUGCAAGUAGUUAUGGAGAUUAUGUACAUACUCCAAUAUCAUCUACCCAUAAUUUUAUAACUUCCGGGGUCACUAUAAAUAUGACACCUCCAACUAAUUCAUCAUCAAUUAUAAAUGAAAAUACUUUACCAGUUGCUCAUGUUCCACAAUCUGCUUGGGAUGUAACUGAACACAACGACGGGUCAACAAAUGACUCACCAGCAUCAAAUUAUGGAGAUACAGGAAUAGAUCACUGUUCCUUAGCAUCGAAAAUAACAGAUAAAGAUGAAAUAGUUUCUCCAGAAACGAUAACUAAAACUUCUGUUAUUGACCACAGAAACUUAAUUAGUUUAACACAUUCUUUUCAUAAUAGUUCACCAACGGUAUCUGAUUACCAAGCAUUUUCAAACAUUAUUAUAUCAGCGCCACAUCUAGAUUUGCUUAUGAAAACAAUCAGUAAAUCACAAAAUAAUUUAGAUAAAUCAGAAAAUUUUGAUAUGGAUUUAAGUGACGAUGAUCAAAAAUAUUUUGAAUCAUUGCUACCGCCAUCGCCACCACCAAUUAAACCACUGUCACCACCUAUGUCUAAAUCAACGCACCCGCCGUUGCCACCACCAUUAUUAUCACCAAUAAAAACGCCACCAUCAAUGUCACCACAAAUGAAACCACCUAUGCCAACAUCAAAUCUACUGCCAUUGUUACCAUCAAUGUCACCAUCAAUGAACCCACCAAUGCCACUACCUAUGUCUAUAUCAACACAACCGCCGUUGCCACCAGCAUUAUCACCACAAAUGAAACCACCAACACCACCACCUAUGCCUACAUCAAAUCCACUGCCAUCGCCACCACCAAUUAAACCACUGUCACCACCUAUGUCUAAAUCAACGCACCCGCCGUUGCCACCACCAUUAUUAUCACCAAUAAAAACGCCACCAUCAAUGUCACCACAAAUGAAACCACCUAUGCCAACAUCAAAUCUACUGCCAUUGUUACCAUCAAUGUCACCAUCAAUGAACCCACCAACGCCACUACCUAUGUCUAUAUCAACACAACCGCCGUUGCCACCAGCAUUAUCACCACAAAUGAAACCACCAACACCACCACCUAUGCCUACAUCAAAUCCACUGACAUUGCAAAAAUCAAUGAAACCACCGUCACCACCUAUGUCUAAAUCAACGCACCCGCCGUUGCCACCAUUAUUAUCAUCACCAAUUAAACCACCACCACCACCACUUCCAUUGCUACCAUCAUUGAAACCACAAACGCCACCACCUAUGCCAACAUCAAAGUCAUUGCCACCUCCAACGUCACUACUUAUGACUACGUCAACGCAACCGCCAUUGCCACCAGCAUUAUCACCUCCACUGAAACCGCCACCGCCUCAUCUAGAUUUUCUUAUGAAUGCAAUCAGUAAAUUACAAAAUAAUUUAGAUAAUUUAGAAUGUAUUGAUAUGGAUUUAAGUGACGAUGAUCAAGAAUAUUCUGAAGCAUUGCCACCACCAUUACCACCAUCACCACCGCCUCCGCCGCCGCCGCCGCCGCCGCCGCCGCCACCGCAAAUGCUACCACCCAUGCCAACAUCAACGCAAUCGCUGUUGCCACAACCAUUACCACCACCAACGCCACAACUUAUGUCUACAUCAACGCCUCUGCCAUUGCCACCACAAAUGAAACGACAACUGCCACCAUCUAAGCCAACAUCUUUUUACUUGCCUUUUAACUUGGUCCAUCAAAGUGUACCAAAUGUUACAUACCAGUUGGAAAAAUCUUCCCAACCACGGGAUUUAAAUAAAAUCCGGUCGAAUAUAGAACAACAAUGUUAUUCAAAAUUUGUAUCUAAUCAAUCUCAAAUUCAAUGGCCUGCACAUGUUCAGGGAAUCAAAUCUAAAGAAAAUUUCACGCCAAAAUGGAGGGGAAGAAGAAUGAGUAUUUGGCCAUUAAGAGAUCCUAGAACUUACAAUCAAAAUUCUAGACCAGCUGAUACAUUGAAUCAGGGAUCACGUAUUGGGCCCGAGGAAUCAGCCUUGAAAAUCCAAACCAAAGGAGAUUUUACGCCAAUAGGGAAGGAAGGAAAAAUGUAUUCGCCGUCAAGAGAUCCAAGAAUUAUCAAGCCACAUUCUACACUAGCUGGUAAUUUGAAUCAGGGACCACAUUUUGGCUCCGACGAAUCAAACUUGAAUUGCAGAAAAAUUGAAGAACCGGCUCCAACGCCCAAAUAGAAAAUAAUCAAAACUUGUAACUAAAUAGUAACUGGAUGGUUUUAUUUUAUCUAUGAAGAAUGACAUUUCAAACAUGAGUGUUAAAUGUUAAGUAUUUUAAUAUCAAUUGUAUCUUGUAUU